AGCUAGCUGCCCACUCCACUUCAGGUUGGGAGUUUUCCCUAAGGACCAACAGCCAGGUAACAUUUCCUCACAGCAGAGAAGCAGCCAAUCAGUGUGGUCGGUGACUGGGACAAAGUCCUCAUUACUGAGGACUCACCUGCUGCCAGGAAGGUGUAAUAUUACACUUUCAACUAGGAUCUACCUGCCCAGGAGAGCCGCACAGCUGAAGGUUACCUUGUUAGCAAAACGAGCACCUGCUGCUCAUGGAUCCCUGAAUUAAAACCCAAGAAGUUUGACCGCAGAGAUGGCCGAAGCGUCGGCUCCUCCGUUGUCGCCAUCUGAUUUUGGAUUACUGUCUCCACCUCCUGACCUUUGUGCAUCGUGUGGUCACAGCCACCAGCAGGAGGAGAAUCACGAGUAUCUCUACAAAGAGGAGGUGGACGACGACCUUGUGUGCCACAUCUGUUUGCAGGCGCUCAUCAAGCCAUUGGACACGCCCUGUGGCCAUACCUACUGUCAGGAAUGCCUCACCAGCUUCCUGCUGGAGAGCGACUUCUGUCCGGUCUGCCGGGCGCCGCUCAUGCUACAGAACUGCAGGAAACCCAGCCUGCUGGUGCACAAGCUGCUGGACAAGCUGAGCGUCGCCUGCCCCUUCACUGACCACUGCUCGGAAGUCGUGCCCCGCGGUGAGCUGGAGGACCAUAUCAAAAGCAGGUGCAAAGGAGCAUCUCACUAUGGGCUCUCAGCUGACAGGAAGCGACGAUCGCAAGAAGGCGAAUGCACGGACAGCACUUCAGAACUUACCAUCGCAACCCUCCCCGGCGAUGGCCCCACAUCAGCAGCUGUGGCCCUUCUGUCAGACGAGUCCGGUUUGGUUAACCCUGCGUUUGACCCCAGCAUGGAGGACAACAGUCAGUCCGGCAGCACGACUAACCUUGCAGCGCGCAGCAGCACCAAGAAGAGUGAGUUCAGAAACUUUGAGCGAUCCUCAGUGAGGAGUCGUUCCUUCAGGAGGUUGAACCGAGCCUUCAGUGUCCUACGGCGAACCAAGAGCGGCACAGCCGUGAGCAAUGAGACAUCUGAGGAACGAGACAAUGCCAGAAAUUCCAGUGUGCCACAAGGAGUGCUGGCGCUUCCACAGCUCCAUCACCUGAUCCCUGACGGUGAAAUCACCAGUAUUAAAAUCACGCGGGCAGAGCCAUCCGAACCUUUGGCCAUCAGUAUUGUUGGUGGAAAUGAGACGCCUCUCGUCCGCAUUCUCAUUCAGGAUAUCUAUAGGGAAGGCGUCAUCGCUCGCGAUGGCCGGCUGCUGCCUGGAGACAUGAUCCUGAAGGUGAAUGGCAUUGACAUCAGCAAUGUCCCGCACUGCUACGCUGUGGCCACCCUCAAACAGCCGUGCCAACUGCUACGGCUAACGGUCCUCCGAGAGCAACGUCACCGCUAUCGCUCACACGGCCACCUACACGGGCACAGCCACGACGUCGCAGCAGGCCACCUCCCUCACGGCCUUCUUGCCCACCCCCUGAGAGAUGACAGCAUCCAUGUGGUGCUGAACAAAAGCACUCGAGACGAGCAGCUGGGCAUUAAGCUAGUCCGGCGGCCGGAGGAGAAUGGCGUCUACAUCUUUCACCUGCUGGAGGGCGGCCUGGCAGCACGUGAUGGGCAGCUGUGUGUCGGAGACAGAGUGCUGGCUAUCAAUGGGCAAGACCUGCGCUACGGCGUGCCAGAACAUGCCGCACAUCUCAUCCAGGCAAGUGAGCAGGGAGUUCACUUCAUAGUGUCGCGUCAGAUCUGCCUGCCGGCUCCAGACAUCUUACAAGAGGCUCCAUGGGGCAUGGACGGCCCCCCACCGUACUCCCCAGUGGAUAUCGAGCAGACAUUACUGGACUCGUGUCAGAAGCCGGCCUGCUAUGAAAAAACUGUCACCCUGACCAAGGAACCGUAUGACUCUUUGGGAAUGACAGUUGCUGGAGGCAUGUCCAGCCGAGGGUGGGAUCUGCCCAUCUAUGUCACCAACGUGGACGCCGAUGGAGUGGUGGGCCAGGAGGGCUCCAUCCGAAAAGGUGACAUCUUGUUAAAUGUGAACGGCAUGGACUUGACAGGAGUGACGCGAUGCGAAGCCGUGGCCAACUUGAAAAAUACGUCAUCACCUGUGGUGCUCAAGGUCUUGGAGAUGCGUCCUCCAGAAGAAAGUCUGCAGGACUUCACGUUGCCCCCUUGCCUCUCCCCCUCUGACAGCACCAAGAGCCCCUUGCCCAAUGACGAUCACUCCCCGCUGUGGGUGUCGUGGUUGCAGCUACCCAGGCAUCUCUACUGCUGCAAAGACAUCGUCCUGCGGCGGAGCACCUCAGGCAGCCUCGGCUUCAGCAUCGUUGGAGGUCAGGAAGAGGUCAACUGCAAUCAAUCCUUUUUUAUCCGCUCCAUCGUCGAGGGAACGCCAGCGUAUAAUGAUGGCAGGAUAAGGUGUGGCGACAUCUUGCUGGAGGUUAACGGUAAAAGUACAUGGGGAAUGACGCACACGGCGUUAGUGCGUCUUCUCAAGGAGCUUCGAGGGAGAAUCACCCUGACCAUCGUUUCUUGGCCGGGUAGUCUGCUGUGACAUUGCUCCAAGCUGCACUGAGCUGCACUGAGCAGGGAAUGAGCAAAACAUGUUUCUGGACUGGCUGGCCGCUCUUUAGCUUUGUUUGUGGCCGGAGCUUACAAUAGUGCUGUAGAUGAAUGGAUACCGAAAACACCCUAUGGACGACUGAGAUGGACAAACUUGAGACUGGGUUGUCACCAGAGUUGGAUUUGCCUCUCAGAGAAUGACGCAUUGGAGCGAUUCAGAUUCACGCUCGUGGACAUGAGGAUGUCUAUCCUCACUGAACAAAUCAUCCAGUGAUAAGAAUGUGGAUUCACAUGGAGACACAACACAUUGCCAAUUGCAGUAGUAGGUAUAUAUUAGGGAAUGCAUCAAGUUGGACUCAUUCCUUUACUGUAAAUGUUGGGUGUUUAAAUACGUAUGGAUUCAAGCACUUGUAACACUUCUGUUUGUGGUUCCGCCUUUAAAUAAUAGGCUCCUGUUUGUGCCGUCGGUGGCUGUCAUUCAUCCAUUGACCAACAGGACAUGUUGCCAAGUAGUCAGUCGUCUGUGUUGAGGUUUUGUUUGAUUUCUUUUUUUUUUUUUCUUUUUUUAAUACAGAGGCUUAAUUUAUCAAAUCCACUGAAAGAAAAAAAAAUGUGGUUAAAAACAAAGUGUCUAUGUGUUCAUAAGAUGUUAUGAUGUUUCAUUAGGUGACUUUGUGGAGGCCUUAAUCAUUUUCUUACUUUUAAGAGAAAAAAUACUGACUUGGUUUGUGGUCUAGGACCCAUCUUCUGUGGUUCUGUCUGUCAGCCUGUGUAAUAUAUCGAAUGGUGCAUUUGGUAAAACGAUCAAUAAAGUCAUUUGAAAAGAGAAGUGGACAAUGGAUACUGAUUAGCCUGCGAGCAGCAGACAAAACGAUCAUUUUUAUUGUAAAUGUAAACUUGUUUUUCUAAGAUUCGGUGGCAUAAUGUGCCAUGAGGUGAUUACCACAAAUGAAGCAAACCGAUAACCAGGAACCUGAUUUACAGUUUGUUUAUGAGCUCCAUUACUAUGUGCUCGAAUUUCACCAUGCUGCAGUCAUCAUUUAGAACAUGGGAGGAAGUGUGAGACUGUUCCAAAAACAGCAAGAAAAUAUUUGAAGACGAUGACUCUAAUACUAAAUAUGGACUUUGUGAGCUGGAUGUGUCCUUCACACAGCAUGGCGAGAGGCAGAUGUGAUGCCAGCAGAACCUGCUGCGCUUA
Messenger RNA from Synchiropus splendidus (mandarinfish), 3784 nucleotides. RefSeq names its product ligand of numb-protein X 1 (gene lnx1). NCBI's taxonomy places the organism in Eukaryota, Metazoa, Chordata, Actinopteri, Syngnathiformes, Callionymidae. The transcript has 11 exons. Gene Ontology annotation, cellular component: cytoplasm. Bases 284 to 2578 code for a protein of 764 amino acids. The record is from RefSeq and is a predicted model, not a curated record. Gene Ontology annotation, molecular function: protein binding; ubiquitin-protein transferase activity. Gene Ontology annotation, biological process: ubiquitin-dependent protein catabolic process.